UGAUGGCCACGUCAUUCCGUUUUCUCUACUGGCGCAUCUGCUGCUAUGUGUGCACGCGGACGGCCAAGCGGCCGAGGAAUGCCCGCUCCAGGCAGCGGUCGGUAAGGGGACAGCGGUAUGCCCGCUCCCAGCCGCCACCCUCGUUCCGUCGAUCCAUGAAGAUGACACAGCGAUCGGGCAAUGACUCCGGGUUCGGUCCCUCCAUGGGGCAUGCCCAUUCCGAUCCGGAGCUGCGCAUCAUGGGGCGGGGCGUCGGCGGCGGCUACGGGAGUUUGGCCACCUCAGCAGUGGAGGACGCAAUCGCCGCCAGCAGCAGAUUGCGGCACAGCCUCGCCAGCAGCGGCACAACAUCUACGGGGUGUAGCGCUUGUAGCAGGGAAUGCUGA
This is a messenger RNA of Drosophila miranda, 386 nucleotides long. RefSeq lists its product as uncharacterized. The transcript is spliced from 2 exons. NCBI's taxonomy places the organism in Eukaryota, Metazoa, Arthropoda, Insecta, Diptera, Drosophilidae. The record is from RefSeq and is a predicted model, not a curated record. The coding region runs from base 3 to 386 and encodes 127 amino acids.